Messenger RNA from Fonsecaea erecta, 1191 nucleotides. RefSeq names its product ATP-dependent RNA helicase eIF4A. Bases 1 to 1191 code for a protein of 396 amino acids. The transcript has 5 exons. The record is from RefSeq and is a predicted model, not a curated record. Gene Ontology annotation, molecular function: RNA helicase activity; RNA binding; ATP binding. NCBI's taxonomy places the organism in Eukaryota, Fungi, Ascomycota, Eurotiomycetes, Chaetothyriales, Herpotrichiellaceae.
AUGGCCGACAAAGGUCUCGAAGAAGUCCCAGAGUCUCAAAUUGAGUCCAACUACGAUGAAGUUACCGACUCUUUCGACGCCAUGGGUCUCAAACCCGAACUUCUGCGAGGAAUCUUCGCAUACGGCUUUGAGCGUCCAAGCGCGAUCCAAUCCCGCGCUAUCAUGCCGGUCAUAAAGGGGCAUGAUGUUAUUGCUCAAGCACAGAGCGGCACCGGGAAGACAGCGACAUUCAGUAUCUCGUGCCUGCAGAAGAUCGACCCGAACCUCAAGGCUUGCCAGGCGCUCAUCCUGGCUCCAACCCGUGAGUUGGCACAGCAGAUUCAAAAGGUGGUUGUGGCAAUUGGGGAUUUCAUGAACAUCGAGUGCCACGCUUGCAUCGGUGGAACGAAUGUGCGCGAAGAUAUGAAGGCGUUGCAGGAUGGGCCGCAGGUCGUCGUUGGUACUCCCGGUCGAGUGCACGAUAUGAUUCAGCGUCGCGUGUUGAAGACCGACAGCAUGAAGAUGUUCAUUUUGGACGAGGCCGAUGAGAUGCUCUCGCGUGGUUUUACCGAACAAAUCUACGACAUUUUCCAACUCCUCCCGCAAUCCACUCAAGUGGUCCUCUUGUCCGCCACCAUGCCACAAGACGUGUUGGAAGUCACCACCAAGUUCAUGCGCGACCCAAUCCGUAUCCUUGUCAAGAAGGCGGAGUUGACCCUCGAGGGUAUCAAACAGUUCUACAUUGCGGUCGAAAAGGAGGAAUGGAAGCUCGAUACGCUCUCUGAUCUCUACGAGACGGUCACUAUCACUCAAGCAGUCAUCUUCUGCAACACCCGAAGAAAGGUUGACUGGCUUACCGACAAGCUCCAGGCUCGUGACUUCACGGUCUCAGCCAUGCACGGUGAUAUGGAGCAGGCUCAGCGGGAUGUGAUCAUGAAGGAGUUCCGAUCGGGAUCGUCACGAGUUCUGAUUGCCACCGACCUCCUGGCGCGUGGCAUCGAUGUUCAACAAGUCUCACUGGUCAUCAACUACGAUCUCCCCGCCAACCGUGAGAACUACAUCCACCGCAUCGGACGUGGUGGUCGGUUCGGCCGAAAGGGUGUCGCCAUCAACUUCGUCACCGCUGACGAUGUUCGCAUGAUGAGAGAAAUCGAGCAAUUUUACAGCACUCAAAUCGAAGAGAUGCCCAUGAACGUUGCUGACCUCAUCUAA